AUGGCCACCGUACCCUUCCCCAAGUCCGCACCCAAAGACAUCCCUGCUCGACUCCACGAGCACUACCACUGGAUCGACGAGCCCAUCGACCACGCUCAGCCCUUCUCCCCCGACUUCAGCUUCACCCACGAUGGCGACAGCUUUGAAUCGGGUCCAUCCUCCUACCUCCAAACCCCUCCUUCCGAUCCCAUCCUCCACCCCUCCUCGCCACCCACCGGCAAAUUUUCCUCCUCCCCCCACCCCAACCUCCAAGCACAGCUGGACGAGCGUCUCGCCACCCUCGCUGCUAACCCCACCACGCCCGUCAUCGACCUCUUGACGGCUGGAGUAGGUGAGCUAGCACACGCCCUCGACUCGCGUGAGCUGACCAGCGUCCGCGCCAUCAAGAUGUACCUCUCGCAGAUUGAGCGUUUGAACGGCUAUCUCCACGCCUUGACGUAUGUGGCUGGAAGGGACAUGUUGCUCGAGCAGGCGAGGGAGUGUGAUCGGCUCAUCAGAUCCGAGGGGUUUGAUAGGCGCCAGAUGCCCCUCUGCGGUAUUCCCGUUGUGGUCAAAGACAAUAUCGGAACGGCUGCCGAGCUUGGAAUGCCAACCACAGCAGGCUCUCUGGCGCUUCUCGGCAACACGCCAAAGUACGACAGCACGGUUGUCAAGAAGCUACGGGCAGCAGGAGCUAUCAUCAUCGGAAAAGCCAACAUGACCGAGCUGGCGUCUUAUCGCUCCAGGUCAUGCCCGAACGGAUGGAGUCUGGUCGGAGGGCAGACAGUCAACGCCUAUGCUGCUCAUGUCUGCCCUGGAUCCAGCUCAAGCGGGAACGGCGUCGCCGCAGCAGCGGGGUUUUGCGCUCUCUCUGUCGGGAGCGAGACUGACGGCUCGAUGACACUCCCCGCUAUGCAAUCCGCACUCUACGCUCUCAAGCCCACAGUCGGUCUCCUCUCCCGAGUCGGCUGUGUCCCUUUUGCACCCACCUUUGACACACCCGGAACGAUGGCGAAGGAUGUAUGGAGCGUCGCGGUUGGGCUGGACGUCAUGGCUGGGGAGGACGAGGAGGAUCCGGAGAGUCUGACGGUCCCAAGGCUGCCUUCAUCCAUGCGAUACUCUGACUUCUGCACCAACGCCUCCUUCUCUGGACUCCGGAUCGGUCUCCCACGAGCCGGCUGGUUCAACUUUGACCCCUGGUCCCCUCCCAAGCCAUACCACCCGCACCGCAACGUCCUCCGCGCCUUUAACGCCGCCAUCGCCACCAUGUCCCGCUGUGGCGCCACCAUGGUGGACGACGCACUCGUCCCGUCCGCAGCGGACGGCACGCUCUGGUACAGUAUGUGGAAUGGGCGGGCUUUGGUGGUGAAUGCCGACUUUAAGGAGGCGUUUGGGCGAUACUUGAGGGGAACGGCACGGAGUGGAGGGUGUGAGAGUAUCGAGGAUGUCAUUGCAUUCAACACGCAAAAUGCAGUCCUCGAGAUGUCUCCAGAGCGAGCCGUGGGGCAGGAACUACUCGAAGGCGCGCUUUCCGCCCCAUCGGUCGAUUCGCCAGAGUAUCGCGAGGCCAAGGAGGAAAUGCGAUACCUCGCUGGACCGCGCGGGCUGGAUGCGGUCCUGGACGCCCAUGGGGGUCUUGACGCGAUCAUGGUGAUUGGGCAUGGGAAGCAUAGUCUUGCGGCUAUGGCGGGGGCGCCCAUUGGGACGGUCCCUCUAGGCCUGAUGGAUGAUGGCGAACCGAUCGGGGCGUACUUUAUCGCUAGAAGGGGCGGGGAGGGGACCCUCUUGCGGAUCAUGGCGGCCUGGGAGAGGGAGUUUGGGGCGAGACCUGUACCGCCUAUCUAG
Dioszegia hungarica is the source of this 1824-nucleotide messenger RNA. Its product is annotated as amidase signature domain-containing protein. Lineage: Eukaryota; Fungi; Basidiomycota; Tremellomycetes; Tremellales; Bulleribasidiaceae. The transcript has 9 exons. The coding region runs from base 1 to 1824 and encodes 607 amino acids. The record is from RefSeq and is a predicted model, not a curated record.